Messenger RNA from Mycena citricolor, 1131 nucleotides. The record is from the annotation of a GenBank genome assembly. NCBI's taxonomy places the organism in Eukaryota, Fungi, Basidiomycota, Agaricomycetes, Agaricales, Mycenaceae.
AUGCCCACUACACCCACCCCAGCAAGCCCGUCAACAUUGCACCAUACGACUGGCACCAAUAACGACAUAAUUGGCACCGUGAUGCUCGACAAGCUCACCAAGGAGUUCAAUCUCGGUCCUCCAGAGAUCGAGCAUCUUCGUUUGUUUGUGCGCCUGGGCUCGUUGCAGGGCGGACUAGCGACUGCUGAUCUCGCUACGCGCCUUUGUAUGUUUGCCGGUCAGCAAGGGGAUGUGGCCGAACGCAGACGCAUUCACGAGGCAGAGGUGAGGGAGGGGAGAGAUCACCGCAGUAUUUUGCGUGAUCUUGAGCAGUGCCUGAAUGAAACAUUCAUUCUAACUGCUCCUCAAAGGAAUAACAUACGUUCGGUCAUUCUCAACCUCGUGUUGGAUCCCAAGCGGACUUCGUACUCAAACCUUUACAACGAAGCAUUGGCUGAGCUGAAAGCAAAGAAGGACAAGCUGGAACUGGACAACGUGUUCAACAUUCCGGCUCGACUCAAGAAAGCCUCAUCCUCUAUUAAGAAUCAGUGUUCCAGCGUGAGAAAUGGGUUGCGCGUGGAUCUGAUCGACGGCGUUCACCCAAACACAUUCUGCGAACUGGGGACUUUUGUUGCUGACUUACUCCUCAAAUACAAAGGUCUCGUCAUCAAGGAUCAAGCUGUUUUGGACCCGUUCAACGUGCAUCUUGCGCUGUUAUGUCGCUUUGUAUUCGAUAACCCUCAGCUGAUCACUACAGCUAAGGAAAACGAGGACGACGACAAUCAAGGCGGGUAUGAGGAAAGCGAGGAAUCACGUCCGCGCAAGAGGAAGGCCAAGAGUGGCCGCACUGCCAAGGGACAGUGCUUUUGGGACCGGGUCGAGGAAUAUUUGGCGAAGCAGAUCGCAAUCCGCGGCAAGAACUUUGCGUCACCCGAAUGGAAAAGAUAUAUCAACCAGAUUGUGAAGGAUGAUCAAGCUAAGUUCAGAGGCCUGAAACCCGGCUCACCUGUUCUCGAUAACUGUGCAUCAAGCGAGGAAUGUGGAUCUGAGGGUGCAACAGCGCCGGCUCCAAGUGGGCUGCAAGCAGAUUCUGAGUUUUGGGCGCAGAUGGGAUCGGGAUCUCCUCUGACAGGCGGUCAACUGCUUUCAUAG